Molecule: messenger RNA, 3042 nt
Organism: Gossypium raimondii (Peruvian cotton)
Lineage: Eukaryota; Viridiplantae; Streptophyta; Magnoliopsida; Malvales; Malvaceae
Product: cullin-1
Exons: 20
Coding region: 186-2420 (744 amino acids)
Biological process (GO): protein ubiquitination; ubiquitin-dependent protein catabolic process
Cellular component (GO): cullin-RING ubiquitin ligase complex
Molecular function (GO): ubiquitin protein ligase binding
Source: RefSeq, a predicted model, not a curated record
AUUAACUGAAUAGUAAUCAAUAGUAUAACAAAUUAAUAAUACAAAAACAAUAAUGAAAAUUGAUCCGAAGGAUGUUUUAGCCAAAAGAAAAAGAAAAUCUUUCUUUCUUCAAUGUUUUGCUGGAACUGGGCUCAAAUUUUAGAUUCUGGCGGUUAGGGUUUGGUAAUUUGGGACGACGUGGCUCAAUGACAAUGAGUGAGAGGCAGACAAUCGACCUUGAGCAAGGAUGGGAGUUCAUGCAAAAAGGAAUUACAAAGCUGAAGAAUAUUCUUGAAGGCUUACCAGAGCCGCAAUUUAGCUCUGAGGAUUAUAUGAUGCUUUAUACAACCAUUUACAAUAUGUGUACCCAAAAGCCUCCUCACGACUACUCUCAACAGUUGUAUGAUAAGUAUCGAGAAUCUUUUGAAGAAUACAUCACUUCAACGGUACUUCCAUCUCUACGAGAAAAGCAUGAUGAGUUUAUGUUGAGAGAGCUAGUGAAAAGGUGGGCUAAUCAUAAAGUAAUGGUUAGGUGGCUUUCUCGGUUCUUCUACUAUCUUGACCGCUACUUUAUAGCCCGGAGGUCAUUACCUCCCCUUAAUGAAGUUGGACUCACGUGUUUCCGUGAAUUGGUCUACCAAGAGCUAAAUGCAAAAGUGAGGGAUGCAGUAAUUUCUCUUAUUGAUCAAGAACGUGAGGGUGAGCAGAUUGAUCGAGCUUUGUUGAAGAAUGUUUUGGAUAUUUUUGUGGAAAUUGGGAUGGGGCAAAUGGAUUACUAUGAGAAUGACUUUGAGGCCACUAUGCUGAAAGCUACGGCUGCCUAUUAUUCUAGGAAGGCUUCAAAUUGGAUUCUAGAUGAUUCUUGUCCGGAUUAUAUGUUGAAAGCAGAGGAGUGUUUAAAACGAGAGAAAGAUAGGGUCUCGCAUUACAUGCAUUCUAGCAGUGAACCAAAGUUACUUGAGAAAGUUCAACAUGAGUUGCUGGCUGUAUGUGCAACCCGACUGCUUGAUAAAGAGCACUCUGGAUGCCACGCGCUGCUCAGAGAUGACAAGGUGGAGGAUUUGUCAAGAAUGUUUAGACUAUUUUCUAAAAUUCCUCGAGGUUUAGAACCAGUGUCAAGCAUCUUCAAACAGCAUGUUACUGCUGAAGGCACAGCUUUGGUCAAACAUGCUGAGGAUGCCGCUAGCAGCAAGAAGGCAGAUAAAAAGGACAUGGUUGGGAUGCAAGAGCAGGUUUUUGUGAGGAAAGUGAUUGAGCUUCAUGACAAAUACCUAGCAUAUGUGAAUGAUUGCUUUCAGAAUCAUACUCUCUUUCACAAGGCUCUCAAGGAGGCUUUUGAAGUCUUUUGCAACAAGGGUGUUGCGGGAAGCUCAAGUGCAGAGCUACUUGCCACUUUUUGUGAUAAUAUUCUCAAGAAAGGUGGAAGUGAGAAAUUGAGUGAUGAAGCAAUUGAAGAAAUGCUAGAAAAAGUUGUGAAGCUACUUGCUUAUAUAAGUGACAAGGACUUGUUUGCCGAAUUCUAUAGGAAAAAGCUUGCUCGAAGACUUCUUUUUGACAAGAGUGCGAAUGAUGACCACGAGAGAAGUAUAUUGACAAAGCUGAAACAGCAGUGUGGUGGCCAGUUCACUUCAAAGAUGGAAGGAAUGGUCACAGAUUUGACAUUGGCAAGGGAAAACCAGACAAAUUUUGAGGAGUACUUGAGCAAUAAUCCAAAUGUAAAUCCAGGGAUCGACUUGACAGUAACUGUUUUGACAACUGGCUUCUGGCCAAGUUACAAGUCUUUUGAUCUCAACCUUCCUGCUGAGAUGGUCAAGUGUGUUGAAGUUUUCAGGGACUUCUAUCAGACGAAAACCAAACAUAGAAAACUUACUUGGAUAUAUUCUUUGGGUACUUGUAACCUUAUCGGGAAGUUUGAGCCAAAAACUAUGGAGUUGAUUGUUACAACAUAUCAGGCCUCUGCCUUACUGCUGUUCAAUUCCUUGGAUAGGCUCAGCUAUUCAGAGAUCAUGACACAGUUGAAUUUAACUGACGAUGAUGUAGUUAGACUUCUUCAUUCGUUGUCAUGUGCAAAGUAUAAAAUUCUUAACAAGGAACCGAGCACGAAAACCAUCUCUUCCACUGAUCAUUUCGAGUUCAACUCCAAAUUUACUGAUAAAAUGAGGAGGAUCAAGAUACCUCUUCCCCCUGUGGAUGAGAAGAAGAAAGUAAUUGAAGAUGUUGAUAAGGAUAGACGGUAUGCCAUUGAUGCCUCAAUUGUGCGCAUCAUGAAGAGCAGGAAAGUUCUGGGUCACCAGCAGUUAGUUAUGGAGUGUGUCGAGCAGUUAGGUCGCAUGUUCAAGCCUGAUUUCAAGGCAAUUAAAAAGCGAAUAGAGGACCUGAUUACUCGAGAUUAUCUUGAGAGAGACAAGGAGAACCCCAACGUAUUCAGGUACUUGGCAUGAUUUUGCCUAGUCAUUAUGCUGACGAAGUGGUGAAUAUUGCUUGGAGCAAAUAGAGCUCAAAAGGAUGGGAUGUGAUUGGUCAGUGGUGAAAGUGGCGUAAGCACAAUGAGAUGCCACCUGAUGAGUGCUUGAGCAGGAGCUAAGAUACUUGUACAGUAGGAGCCAGGUAUGGCAAAUUUCAAUAACUUAUGAAAUCAACCCGGACAAAUCGUGAUUGAUCUCAUAAUAUGGUCCGGUGUGGCAUGAGAAACCAUAGGGUAUCUGGUUUCUUAUUACUGCAAAGAUGACUUUGAUGCUUGUUUGUUUUGCCCCAUCAAAAGAAAGAAAAAUGUGUAAUUUUAGUUAUAUACUGAAAGCUCCAUUAUGAUUUUAAGUUUGGGAAGUGUUGGGUGAUGAUCUGCUUGAAUCCAACCACCAUUUUAUGCCCUUCUUAUGUUGUUCCUUCAUUGGUCUAAGCUAAGGGUGUAAAGAAAAUAAGUCAAAGUUUGAGCAUAUUUAUGUUGGACGUAAGCUCAGACUUGGUGUUUUGGAAAUAGUGUUUAAAGUCUUAUUUAACAAUGCGACACGCUAUCAUCCUUUUUUAUUAUGAACAAUCUUUUGUGGUAGGCUCACCACUUUUACA